This is a messenger RNA of Ictalurus punctatus (channel catfish), 2659 nucleotides long. It is a transcript of the gene slc9a6b, whose product is annotated as solute carrier family 9 member 6b. Gene Ontology annotation, molecular function: sodium:proton antiporter activity. Gene Ontology annotation, cellular component: membrane; recycling endosome. The record is from RefSeq and is a predicted model, not a curated record. NCBI's taxonomy places the organism in Eukaryota, Metazoa, Chordata, Actinopteri, Siluriformes, Ictaluridae. Bases 93 to 2126 code for a protein of 677 amino acids. Gene Ontology annotation, biological process: proton transmembrane transport; sodium ion transport; regulation of pH. The transcript is spliced from 16 exons.
CAAACUUGAGUGCAGAGCCUGCUCUCUCUCUCUCUCUCUCUCUCUCACACACACACACACACACAGAGACAGACAGACAGUGAGAGAGAGUUAUGUGGAGGAGCGGGAUGAUCGUGUGUGCGGUGUGUGUGUGUUGGGGGAUGUGUGUGGAGGUGUGUGAGGGUGGAGGUUUGGUGGAUGCGGUCAGUGAGCGGCGCGCGGAGGUGAGUCACCGGAGGGACAGCGCCAACCUGCUGACCGCCACCGGGCUGCUGAGUCUCACCAUCCUCACCGUGUGGAGCUUCAAACACAGGAGACUCAUCUUCCUGCACGAGACCGGACUCGCCAUGAUCUACGGGUUGUUAGUGGGCGUGGUUCUGCGCUAUGGUGUACACACUGAGCAGGACGUCAGUAACGUUACAGGUGUGUGUGUGUUGGAGUCGAGUCCCGUUUCUCUCGUGGUGAAUGUGAGUGGACACUUUUAUGAGUACACACUGCGGGGAGAAGUUAAUGAAGGAGACCACGCCCCCAACACCGAGAUACUCCGCAAGGCCACUUUUGACCCAGAGGUGUUUUUUAACAUCUUACUCCCGCCCAUCAUUUUUCACGCUGGUUACAGUCUCAAACUGAAACACUUCUUCAGAAAUCUGGGCUCUAUCUUGUCCUACGCUUUUUUCGGUACUCUGAUUUCUUCAUUUGUCACUGGCUUGGUGAUGUUUGGUUGUGUGUUGUUGAUGAGUACACUCGGUCAGCUCGAUGGUGAUUUCUUCUUCACUGACUGUCUGUUCUUCGGUGCAAUCGUCUCAGCCACUGACCCCGUGACAGUUCUGGCCAUCUUUAACGAGCUGAAGGUGGAUGUGGAUCUGUACGCUUUGCUGUUUGGAGAGAGUGUGCUGAAUGACGCUGUGGCUAUCGUACUCUCAUCCUCCAUCGUAGCGUAUCAGCCAUCUGGAGAGAACAGUCACUCGUUUGACGGCGGGGCCAUGCUGGCGUCUCUCGGUGUGUUCCUCGGUGUGUUUAGCGGCUCCUUCGUGCUCGGCUCUGCUGCAGGAGUCCUGACGGCUCUGCUGACAAAAUUCACACGGCUGAGGGAUUUCCCAUUGUUAGAGACAGCUCUGUUCUUCCUCAUGUCCUGGAGCACCUUUCUAUUGGCUGAGGCCUGUAGCAUCACUGGUGUGGUUGCUGUGUUGUUCUGUGGUAUCACACAAGCUCACUACACCUACAACAACCUGUCUACAGAGUCCAAAAAACGCACAAAGGAGUUGUUCGAGUUGUUGAACUUCCUGGCUGAGAAUUUUAUUUUCUCCUACAUGGGUGUGACUCUGUUCUCCUUCCAGCAUCAUGUCUUCAACAUCGUCUUUAUCACCGGCGCUUUUUUGGCGAUAUUUCUGGGCAGAGUUGUGAAUAUUUAUCCUCUCUCCUUCCUGCUCAACCUGGGCCGAGCGAACCCCAUCAGCUCCCGCUUCCAGCACAUCAUGAUGUUCGCAGGGCUGCGAGGGGCCAUGACCUUUGCCCUUUCAAUUCGGGACACAAGCACUUAUGCGAGGAAGAUGAUGUUCUCCACCACACUCAUCAUCGUCUUCCUCACGGUGUGGGUGUGUGGGGGCGGGACCACGCCCAUGCUCAGCUUAAUGAACAUCAGAGUUGGUGUUGAGGAAGAUCAGGAGAACUUGGAGGAGGAGUGUGUGAGUGGGCGUGACUCUGCGUGGCCUUUCAGACUGUGGUACAAAUUCGACCACAGUUAUCUGAAGCCUCUACUCACACACACUGAUCACCCGCUCACACACUCCUGCUGCACUCCACUGACACACUGCCUUACCUGCCAUCAGCACUGUCAGCAGGACGGCAACGAUGAUGACUCAGAGCUGAUCCUGAAUAACAGAGACAGCCUACUGUACAGUGAACUUCGCGACCUCAGUGACCUCAGUGACCUCAGUAACUCCUCCAUCUCAUAUAAUCAGGACGCAACUCAGUUAUAUUUACACCACGAUGAUCCUGACGAGCCCUUAACCCCUUUGCUCCCUCCUCCUCCUCUCCCCCCUCUUCCUCCACGGUCCUCGCGCAGUCAGAGCCACUCCGAUACGGACUCUAGCAUUGAUUCGAGUGGGUCAGAUGUCACCGUACACUCAUACACAAGCCCUAAGUAGUGCAUAUACACAUGGAACAGCAAGCUGAAUCACAGAUUACUCCCUAGUGGACAUAUAGGGCACUAGACAAGAUGUGUCCUGUGUAGUACACUAUAUAUCUGAUAAGUGGGCAUUUGGGAUGCAGCUAAAUAUUCACUAUGAUGUAAAAGCUCCUGAACCCUAGGUAGUGCACACUAUGUUCAGUACGGAGACAUCCAAAUGUGACACAAUUCCUUAUUGUUUAUGUAAGUGAUAAGUGCUACAUUUUGAAUUGAACUUUUGUAGAAAUGCAUUAAGUAGGGUGUGAAAAUAGGUGGUAUACUGGAGAGGGUGUGUGUGUGUGAGAGAGAGAAUUAAUAUGAUUUCUUUCACUGCAGUUUUAUAUAAAAUUCCCAACAGAAGUAUGCAGAAAUAUGCAGCAAUGUGUUGUUAUCCACCGUGAUGCCACUUCCUGUAUUCAUAUAACUUGCACUGAAACGUUUCUUUAAUUUAUUUGAAUCUGUUUCAGUUUUAUGUAAAAAUGAGUCUGGAUUAAAACACUAUUUUAUGUAAAA